Corticium candelabrum is the source of this 633-nucleotide messenger RNA. RefSeq names its product esterase OVCA2-like. Gene Ontology annotation, biological process: response to retinoic acid. Gene Ontology annotation, molecular function: hydrolase activity. Gene Ontology annotation, cellular component: nucleus; cytoplasm. Lineage: Eukaryota; Metazoa; Porifera; Homoscleromorpha; Homosclerophorida; Plakinidae. Bases 1 to 633 code for a protein of 210 amino acids. The transcript has a single exon. The record is from RefSeq and is a predicted model, not a curated record.
AUGGCUGCAGACAGGAAAUUGAGAAUUCUCUGUCUUCACGGUUACCGUCAGAGCGAAGCGAUAUUUCGAGAGAAAACAGGCUCAUUGCGUAAAGGACUACGCAAACUCGUUGAUCCUGUCUACAUAACGGCGCCAAAUCGAGUGAAAAGCGAGUCUGAAGGUGAGCCUCACUAUGGAUGGUGGUUCUCAUCGCCCGACGACUCAUUCGACGCAUCAGAGACAUCAGACGUAGACAACGGGCUAGACAAGUCUCUCACAUUGAUUAGAGACACGCUACGAGCAGAGGGACCGUUUGAUGGGCUACUCGGUUUCAGUCAAGGCGGCGCAUGCGCAUCAAUCAUCUCUGCUUUAAGAGAAAACGAGCCGUCAGAGUUCGAUUUUAAGUUCGUCAUUCUAGUGUCAGCAUUCGUAUCUCGCUGUACAAAGCAUCUGAAAUAUUACAAGAGUAGAAUACAGUGUCCAUCGUUACAUGUCUUCGGUUCAAGCGAUCGUGUCAUUCCUAGAGAAUGGAGUGAAAGUUUGGUGUCACAAUACGAGCAGUCUGUCGUCCUGUGCCACGCUGGAGGUCACUACGUGCCAGCCACUGCGUCAGAGCGUCAGACGUACUGCGAAUUUCUACGACAGUUCGUCUAG